Molecule: messenger RNA, 327 nt
Organism: Exserohilum turcica Et28A
Lineage: Eukaryota; Fungi; Ascomycota; Dothideomycetes; Pleosporales; Pleosporaceae
Exons: 2
Coding region: 1-327 (108 amino acids)
Source: RefSeq, a predicted model, not a curated record
AUGGUCGCCCCCUCUCCGGCGCUAGACGGGGUGCAGACGGACGGCCUGCUGCGAUGGAUGGACAUGCUCGACAAGUUGAGGCAAUCUGCACUCCAAACGCCCCUGACGAAACGCGUAUUGGAUAUUGCCCGUGUGCCUGUACUCGCGCAUGUUGGCCGUGGAGGGUGCAGCAUGGCAAGCACCGUCACCGUCAUGCGUAAAUACGGCAGGGGUGCCGCGCGCGCUUUCCUCGGUCCGUCCGCCACCGUCGCCGUCACCGUCACCGUCACCGUCACCGUCACCGUCACCGUCACCGUCACCGUCACCGUCAUGGCGGGCAAAAAAUAG